Herpailurus yagouaroundi (jaguarundi) is the source of this 1719-nucleotide messenger RNA. It is a transcript of the gene PRDM14, whose product is annotated as PR/SET domain 14. NCBI's taxonomy places the organism in Eukaryota, Metazoa, Chordata, Mammalia, Carnivora, Felidae. Gene Ontology annotation, cellular component: nucleus. The record is from RefSeq and is a predicted model, not a curated record. Gene Ontology annotation, molecular function: RNA polymerase II transcription regulatory region sequence-specific DNA binding; protein binding. Gene Ontology annotation, biological process: regulation of transcription by RNA polymerase II. The coding region runs from base 1 to 1719 and encodes 572 amino acids. The transcript is spliced from 7 exons.
AUGGCUCUGCGGCGGCCAGGUGAGGCCGGACCCCAGGGCAAGAUGUGCUAUCCUCCUGAGAGGCUCCAGGGAGGCGCCCAACACCUGGACGCCUACUACACGCCUUUCCCGCCCUAUGGCCACUAUGCGAACAUGCUAACCGCUGCGGAGGAAGAUUUCCAACCUUUCCCGCAGCUGGAGGCCGCCGUGACUGCAUCCCACGCGAUGCCCCCCUUUGCCUUCCGGCCCGCGCCUCUCUUGCUGAGCACCAGCCUGGCUCUGCAGAGGGAGCCGCUCUACGACCUGCCCUGCUACAGCAAGCUGCCACCGUGGUCCCCAAUUCCCCACCUCCCCAGAGAGGUGCCGCACUUCCUCAACAGCAGCCGCGAGUAUGCAGGCGCCACCGGUGAAGACUUGGGCCAUACUGGUGGCCGAAGUGACACUGGCCAGUGCUGUGGGCCUGAAAUUUUAAUGCCGCCGCCGGCUGUAAAUGCUUCCCUGUUCCCUGAGGGGGUGAAGGCCUCCCAGUUAUUAUCUUGCUCCCCCAGCAAGCGGUCUGAGGAGGGCUCCAAACCCCUGAACCAACAAGGGAAGUCAUCUCACCGCUACCACUUCACCCAGGAGGACCUGCACUUAGUUCUGUUCGGGGUCAUUCCCAGCCUGGAUCACUCAGCCCCUCUGCACCACGCGGUUUCCGGUUUCCUGGUCCCCACGGACAGCUCUGGAUCUGAUUCUCUUUGUCGAACUCUGGAUAAAGACUCCCUUCAACUACCAGAAGGUCUCUGCCUCAAGCAGACGAUGUUUGGUGAGGUGCGGCAUUUUGGUGUAUUCUGCAGUAGCCUUGUUGCCAAAGGAGUCAGAUUUGGACCCUUUCAAGGUAAAGUGGUCAACGCCAGUGAAGUCAAGACCUAUGGAGACAAUUCUCUGAUGUGGGAGAUCUUCGAAGAUGGUCAUUUGAGCCACUUCAUAGAUGGAAAAGGAGGUGCGGGGAACUGGAUGGCCUACGUCAACUGCGCCCGUUUCCCCAAGGAGCAGAACCUGGUUGCGGUGCAGUGUCAGGGGCAGAUAUUUUACGAGAGCUGCAAGGAUAUCUGCCAGAACCAAGAGCUCCUUGUGUGGUAUGGAGACUGCUACGAAAAGUUUUUGGACAUUCCCAUGAGCCUUCAGGUCACAGAGCAGGGGAAGCCGGUGCCUGGGCCCUCUGAAGAGUCUGCAGAAGGCUACAGAUGUGAAAGAUGUGGAAAAGUAUUUACCUACAAAUAUUACAGAGAUAAGCACCUCAAAUACACCCCUUGUGUGGACAAGGGUGACAGGAAAUUUCCCUGCUCUCUCUGCACACGAUCCUUCGAGAAGCGGGACCGGCUCCGGAUCCAUGUCCUUCACGUUCAUGAGAAGCACCGGCCUCACAAGUGUUCUACGUGUGGGAAAUGUUUCUCUCAGUCUUCCAGCCUAAACAAACACACGAGAGUCCACUCUGGAGACAGACCAUACCAGUGUGUAUACUGCACAAAGAGGUUCACUGCCUCCAGCAUCCUUCGCACGCAUAUCAGGCAGCACUCAGGGGAGAAGCCCUUCAAAUGCAAGUACUGUGGUAAAUCUUUUGCAUCCCACGCGGCCCAUGACAGCCACGUCCGUCGCUCGCACAAGGAAGAUGAGGGCUGCUCCUGCAGCAUCUGUGGAAAAACCUUCCAGGAUCAAGAAGCGUUCUACUCCCACACGAAGCUUCACGAAGGCUACUAG